Chiloscyllium plagiosum (whitespotted bambooshark) is the source of this 6494-nucleotide messenger RNA. NCBI's taxonomy places the organism in Eukaryota, Metazoa, Chordata, Chondrichthyes, Orectolobiformes, Hemiscylliidae. The record is from RefSeq and is a predicted model, not a curated record.
AGGGGGCUGCUCCACGAGGUCACAUGGGGAGGAGGCCGAGCCGACCUCGCACCUGAUUGAACGAGGUGACUGCCCGUCACCCCAGGCCGCCUUCUGAUACGGCAAUAAGGAACCAAUGACGAUGCGGGGAGAGGCGGAUGUCUUCUCUCAGCGGGUCAAAAUAAAAUUCCUUACCUACGGCGUGAGGGGGAGCGGCUAACUGAAUAAGACAGGAGGAGAUAGACUAAUCACCCGUUAUACUGUGCAAGGGGAGGGGAAAUUAUGCGGUUUAGACCUGGUUAAUGAUAGGACGGGAGGAGGGGCCUAUUCAAUGGUAGGAAGUGGCGGUUGCUAAGGGCUGAAGGGUACCGGAAGUGGCUGUUGCCAGGCCGGGGUCACGUGGCCUGCGAUGCCGGUUGCUCUGCGGCGUCACCGUGUCGGGCCUACGGCCAUGUCGGAGCCGGUACCGGAGGCAAAGCCGGAGCCUGAGCCUGAGCCAGCAUCGGAGCCUGAGCCAGCACCGACCAAGCCGGCCGCCUUCUCCGAGGAGCUGGUGCACAGCGUCUCGCUGUACCGUCGCCGGCCACUGCUCCUCCACGGCACCCUGGGCCCGUUCGCGGCGCUGUACGCAGCCUGGCUCUACCUGUGGGUGUGCCACUACGGCACCAGCCAGUACCUGGAGGCUGGCCUGGUCUCCCUGGCCGCGCUUGGUAUCGCUCACAUCCUCACCGUGCUCUCCGGACACUGGUCCGUGCACGUCCACUGCCUGCUGACGUGCACCAAGGAGUCCAAUCCCUUCAAAGCAACCUGGGCCAAGGUUGUUCCCACACCCAACAAUGGCUCCCCUGAACUCGUGCCACUUCUGCAUGACCAGGAUGAGCACCAGCAGAAAACCAUCUCUUUUGAGUUUCAGAAGAUUAAGUACUGGUUUGAUGAAAAUGAGGAAGAGUUCCGCCCAGUGGCUUUCCCAGUGAAUUUACAACUCCAGUUCUACCAGGGUGCCAAAGGGUUCCAGGAUGAGAAGGAGCUCGCAACUGCGGAAAGGAAAUAUGGUUCAAACAAGGCUGAAAUGGUGGUUCCUGAAUUCAUGCAACUCUUCAAAGAGAGAGCUACCGCCCCUUUCUUUGUCUUCCAGGUGUUCUGUGUAGGUCUCUGGUGCUUGGAUGAGUAUUGGUACUAUAGCGUGUUUACCCUUUUCAUGCUGGUAGCCUUUGAGGCUUCCCUGGUGCAGCAGCAAAUGAGGAACAUGUCUGAGAUUCGGAAAAUGGGCAACAAACCCUACAUGAUCCAGGUCUACAGGAACAGGAAGUGGAGGCAAAUCUCAAGUGACGAGCUCAUUCCUGGUGACAUUGUUUCAAUAGGUCGAUCACCUCAUGAGAAUCUGGUUCCCUGUGAUGUUUUGCUGCUCAGAGGUCGCUGCAUUGUAGAUGAAGCAAUGCUGACUGGGGAGUCUGUCCCCCAGAUGAAGGAACCGAUAGAAGAUGUUAACCCAAAUCACACAUUGGACUUGCAGGCAGAUUCAAAACUGCAUGUAAUAUUUGGCGGAACCAAAGUAGUUCAACAUUCUCCACCACAGAAAACCAGUGCAGGACUCAAACCUGUGGAUAGUGGGUGUGUUGCCUAUGUCCUGAGAACUGGUUUUAAUACUUCUCAGGGCAAAUUGCUGCGAACAAUCCUGUUUGGAGUCAAACGGGUUACAGCCAACAAUCUGGAGACAUUCAUUUUCAUCCUUUUCCUUCUCAUCUUUGCUAUUGCAGCAGCUGUAUAUGUCUGGGUUGAAGGUACAAAGGACCCGAACAGAAACCGUUACAAGUUAUUUUUGGAGUGCACACUAAUCUUAACGUCUGUUGUCCCUCCCGAGCUACCAAUUGAAUUGUCCCUGGCAGUCAACACUUCUCUUAUUGCCUUGGCUAAACUCCACGUUUACUGCACAGAACCUUUCCGAAUCCCCUUUGCCGGGAAAGUGGAAUUCUGCUGCUUCGAUAAAACUGGCACUCUGACGAGUGAUAAUCUGGUUGUCAGAGGGGUCGCAGGACUCAGGGAUGGGAAGGAGUUGAUCCCAGUGUCAGAGAUUCCCUUGCACACACAUCGGGUGGUGGCGACAUGUCAUUCGCUGGUACAGAUGGAUGAUGGAACAUUGGUUGGUGAUCCACUUGAGAAGGCGAUGCUAACCGCAGUUGACUGGACCCUCACAAAAGACGAGAAGGUUUUCCCCAAAAGUAUCAAGACGCAAGGUCUGAAGAUACAUCAGCGAUUUCAUUUUGCUAGUGCACUGAAACGCAUGUCAGUCCUCGGCUCUUACGAAAUGCUGGGCUCUACAGAUCUUCAGUACAUCAGUGCUGUGAAGGGAGCUCCUGAGACACUACGUAGCAUGUUCUCCGAACGUCCCAGUCACUAUGAUGAUGUCCACACUGCCAUGUCACGAGAGGGAGCACGAGUAUUAGCCUUGGGAUACAAGGAGAUGGGAUACCUUACUCAUCAACAGGUCCGAGCAAUAACCCGUGAGCAGUUGGAGUCAGACCUGAAAUUUGCUGGCUUCAUCGUGGUUUCUUGUCCUCUCAAGGCUGAUUCAAAAGCAGUCAUCAGAGAGAUCCAGAAUGCAUCACAUCAGGUAGUUAUGAUCACCGGUGAUAACCCCCUCACAGCCUGUCAUGUAGCCCGAGAGCUUCACUUCAUUCAAAAGGAGCACACUCUUGUCCUCCAAGCACCACAAACUGAAGAUGCUUUAUGGUUAUGGGUGUCCAUUGAUGGUAAAAUUAUCCUUCCUGUGAUUCCAUCUGCCAUAAGUGAGCUGACUGAACAGUAUGACCUGUGUAUGACAGGGGAAGGGCUCAAUUAUUUAAAUAUGGUGGACCAGCCCUUCCUGAUGAAGCUGAUCCCCCAUGUGCACGUGUUUGCUCGGGUUGCACCCAAACAAAAGGAGUUUGUAAUCACCAGUUUCAAGAGCCUAGGCUACACCACAUUGAUGUGUGGUGAUGGGACAAAUGAUGUUGGAGCCUUAAAGCAUGCUGAUGUUGGAGUAGCUUUACUGGCGAAUGCUCCUGAGCGGAUUCCAGACAAGAGGAGGAGGACAAAAGAUGGGAUAAACGAUGGGAAAUCUUUCACUUCCAAUACAAGCAGCAACAUGAAAACAACCUCUCGGGCUGCAAGGCAGCGGGUUAUGUCGCAGAGGGAGGAGCAGCUCGCUGUUCAAAGGGAGCGUCUUAAUCAGGUACUGAAAGACCUAGAGGAAGACCAGAUGCCUGUAAUAAAACUGGGAGAUGCCAGCAUUGCAGCACCAUUUACUUCUAAGCUAUCAUCCAUCAUGUGCAUUUGUUAUGUGAUAAAACAAGGUCGUUGCACGCUGGUAACCACGCUGCAGAUGUUUAAGAUCCUGGCCCUGAAUGCACUGAUCCUUGCCUACAGCCAGAGCGUGUUGUACCUGGAGGGAGUUAAAUUCAGCGAUUUCCAGGCCACGCUGCAGGGAUUACUUCUAGCUGGCUGCUUUCUCUUCAUCUCCAGAUCCAAGCCACUGAAGACCCUGUCAAAGGUUCGUCCACUGCCAAACAUAUUCAACCUAUACACUAUUCUCACCGUCCUGCUGCAGUUCACUGUCCAUUUCGCCAGUUUAGUUUUCCUGUAUAGAUCUGCACAGGAAUAUUCUUCCUCCAGCACAGAAGAGUUUGUGGAUCUGUACAAAGAGUUUGAGCCCAGCCUGGUGAAUAGCACAGUGUAUAUCAUGUCCAUGUCAAUGCAGAUGGCCACUUUUGCCAUUAAUUACAAGGGUCAUCCAUUCAUGGAGAGCCUACGGGAGAACAAGCCCUUGCUGUGGAGUAUUGUGAUUUCAGGCCUCGCUAUCCUGGGCCUGCUCACUGGCUCCUCUCCGGAGUUCAGCGAACAGUUUGGGCUCGUGGAAAUUCCUACAGAGCUGAAAAUAGUGAUUGCGGAGGUCCUCGUGGCUGACUUCCUGGUGGCACUCAUGCUGGACCGGACCCUUCAGGCAUUGCUUGGGAGCAGCAGACUUCAUGUGCCUUCCUGAUGAUCAAGCUGGCAGACUGACGUGUCCUUCCUCCACACCGAGUCAAUCCAAGGCUGGGCACAUGCACAUCACCCAGAGGUUUCGGGGGGGGGGAAGAGAGAGAGAGACUCAGGCCGUUCCCACCGACAGAACUUGUAACUCGCCAACUGUUUUCUUAGAUGGUUUUUGAUAUAUAAAAGAUUAAAAAAGACUGGUAUUUUCCUACCUACAAAAAAAACACUUGGACGAGGGAAAAAAUAAAUCCACGUGCAGUUUUGAGAGUGUUUGUGAAUUCAGCCCCUCAGCUCUCCAUCUCCUUAUAAACUGUGGAAUAUGAAAACUUCAUUUGACGCCGCUCAGCUUUGUUUUGUUAACACAUAACCAAGGCAAAUGUCUUCAAUUGAUUUAAAUAAUAAGGUGUAGGUUUUCUUCAUACUUUAAUCUGUCGGUCAGUCUCUGCAAGAGGUAUAUUUGCCCUCACAUUAAACUCUGGUCUUGUUUGCAUCCCGUGCCUCCUUUGCACCACCAUUAGUGGUUGUGCCUUCAGCUUCUGAAUUUCCUCUCCCAAAAAAUCAGAUACUGCUUAAAACAUGCCUCUUACAGCAAAGAUGCUAUGUAAGUGCACACUGCCGUCUGUUCUGCCCAGACACAUUGCUUUUUCAGUUCUCAGGAUCAAAUUGGCCAGAUAUCUGGAGUCUAUGGCUGCUCCUGGAAUGAAUCACAGUCAUCACAAGAUCCUUUCACACUGUGCAGCUGUCACUUCUUAGCAUGUGCUUCAGAUGUGUGUUCACCAGCUGCAUGUGAACACAACUGAUAUACUUUGGUCAUUUUGAGCUAAAAGAUCAGCUUCCCCACACUGGAAUCAGUGUGAUUGAAUCUAUUUUAAUUAUUUUUGAGUCAAGAAUUUGCAUUUUUCCAACACCUUCUGCCACUUCAAAGCAUCUUCAAGUACACCGGUGGCGUACAUCAGAAAUGCAGUCACAGUUGUAAUGCAGAAAUUGCGAACUGUUAGAUCCCACAAACUACAAUGCGAUAAUGACCUAGUUUCAAUUAUGUUGAUUUAGGGAUAAUUGUCAGUGAGGAGAUCUUGCUUUAGUUUAAUAUUUCCACCAAAGUAUGGUACUUCAGUCAGUGCUGCUUUCCUUCAACAUUAGUCUCAGAUUCUAUCUCAGUAUGAGGUCAAAUUGUGACUGUCUCCUAUCACUUUCCUGCAUUGUUCUACUGUCAUCCCAUGUCCCAAAUUCCAAAUGUUUGUGGAUAGACUCCUUGAUACCUCAUUGAGUAUCUGCACUGGCAGUGUUUGACAUAUGGUCCUACAGGCUGGGAGUACUACUAACUCCAUUAAUCCCUUUCCUCUACUCCAGCCUCACUUCCAGAUAGUGUGAGGAAUAAUUGGAUGUUGUUUGACAUUAAAAUUAAGGUGAUGUGUUUUUGUCUGCUAAAAUUCCACUGAGUUCCCUGAUCCAGCUAUAGUUUCUCCCCAUUUCUUCUUGUGCCUCCUGAAUGCAUUUGUCCAUAAGACAAGGAGUCUCACUCCAUAAGUGAGGAGAGCUUCCUCUGCCCACUUGGCCCCAUGCCAGUCACCUAACCUCCCUAUCUAGCAGAUGUUAAUUGUUCUGUCACGUCUGGACGGAACUCUCUUUCAAAUCCCUUCUAUUGCUUGCCAAAAAAAGCCCACCCUGACCUGUGUUCUUGUAAACUAAUAUUCCAUCUCCAACUUCCUGUUUUUCUCAAGUUCCUGCAUAUGUUGCAAUUGAUUCCCAUCUUUCCUUCACAUCCACGUUGGAAUCACUUAAAUUGAGUUUCAUUCACUGUCUCUGCACUGAUGUUCAUACUGACCACAUCUCUCACCUAUGCUGAACAUUUGCCAAUGAGGAUGACUGAUUUAUUUUCAGGCUAUGUCUGAAUAAGUAAGAAUGGGACCACUCAGCUGGACAAUAGAGGAACGGCAGUAGAGGAUGAUGGUGUGGUGAACUAAUAUCAGAAGCAAAUUAUCAAGCCAUUGAUUUCUGCACCCUUCUCUUCAAUUCCAAUGCCCUCUGGUGAACCAUAUAGAUUGAACCAGAUUAUUCACAACUCUUUGGCAUCCUAUUUGAUCCAAAACUGAGUUUCUAACACCAUAUCCUUUCCACCACAAGAUUGUAUUAGCAUUCCUGUCAAAACCCUAACCUAAAUCUUAGCUCCCUAGGGUUAUAACUUCUUGCCCCACCGUAAUCUCAAUCCAUCUGAACCUUGACUCUGUAUUUUCACCCAAUCAUCACUGCCUUGUAUGGCCUGUUGAAAUCUGAUUCCAAAUUCAAAUCCUAUCAAAGAAACUAAUUGAACCCAUCAAGUACUAAACCAUCCAAGAACUAUGUGCUCAUCACUUUCAUUGUCUUUGUCAAUCCAGUCCACAAACCCUGCAAUUUCUUUCCACCUCUCAAUCAGGGAAUUAUCGUUUUUAAGUCAUAUCUUGCACUUUGAACUGUUCAUGGUUAGAAAUGUAAAGAAAAUAAAGGUUGUGGAUGAUUGCACGGAA